GUUUGUCCUCACCCCUGACGUCAGAUCUCGCUUUCAUAAAACCCCCCAGGGCGGCGGGAAGAGCAGGGCUGGUGCUCCCGAUGGGCCGCCAGUCUGGGCCCGCUCCCCGAGACGCGGACAUCUCCCGGGCUGCUCGGUCGAUGCCUUGGCCACUGACCCCCAGGCAUGAGGUGGUUCCUGCCCUGGACGCUGGCAGUAAUGACCGCAGCAGCCACCGCGGGCAGCGCCCUGGCCACGGCCCUCCCUGCAGCCCCCACGGCCAUGGCCUUCACCCCAGCGCCGCUGGAGGACACGUCCUCACGCCCCCAGUUCUGCAAGUGGCCGUGCGAGUGCCCACCGUCCCCGCCGCGCUGCCCGCUGGGGGUCAGCCUCGUCACCGACGGCUGCGAGUGCUGCAAGGUGUGCGCCCAGCAGCUCGGGGACAACUGCACCGAGGCUGCCGUCUGUGACCCCCACCGGGGCCUCUACUGCGACUACAGCGGGGACCGCCCGAGGUACGCAAUAGGAGUGUGUGCACAGGUGGUCGGCGUGGGCUGCGUCCUGGACGGGGUGCGCUACGGCAACGGCGAGUCCUUCCAGCCCAGCUGCAAGUUCAACUGCACGUGCGUGGACGGCGCAGUGGGCUGCACGCCCCUGUGCCUGCGGGUGCGCCCCCCACGCCUCUGGUGCCGCCACCCACGGCGGGUCCGCCUGCCCGGCCGCUGCUGUGAGCAGUGGGUGUGCGACGACGGAGCCCGGAGGCUGCGCAAGACGGCGCCGCGCCACACGGGGGACCUAGCGGUCACGGGCGAGGCCGAGCCCUGGCACGGGAACUGCAUCGCCCACACCAGCCCCUGGAGCCCCUGCUCCACCAGCUGCGGCCUGGGCAUCUCCACGCGGGUCUCCAACGCCAACACCCGCUGCUGGCCCGAGCAGGAGAGCCGCCUCUGCGCCCUGCGGCCCUGCGACGUGGACAUCCGUCCGCUCAUCAAGGAAGGGAAGAAGUGUCUGGCUGUGUACCAGCCGGAGGCGCCCGUGAACCUCACCCUCGCCGGUUGCGUCAGCACACGCGCCUACAGGCCCAAGUACUGCGGGGUCUGCACGGACAACAGGUGCUGCAUACCCUACAAGUCCAAGACCAUCGACGUCUCCUUCCAGUGCCCCGACGGGCCCGGCUUCUCCCGCCAGGUCCUGUGGAUCAACGCCUGCUUCUGCAACCUCAGCUGCAGAAACCCCAACGACAUCUUUGCUGACCUGGACCUCUACCCCGACUUCUCCGAAAUCGCCAAUUAGGCGGGCACCACACGCAGGGCUCGGGCCUGGCCC
Messenger RNA from Myotis myotis, 1305 nucleotides. It is a transcript of the gene CCN4, whose product is annotated as cellular communication network factor 4. Gene Ontology annotation, cellular component: extracellular matrix; extracellular region. NCBI's taxonomy places the organism in Eukaryota, Metazoa, Chordata, Mammalia, Chiroptera, Vespertilionidae. Bases 166 to 1272 code for a protein of 368 amino acids. The record is from RefSeq and is a predicted model, not a curated record. The transcript has 5 exons. Gene Ontology annotation, biological process: cell adhesion; signal transduction. Gene Ontology annotation, molecular function: integrin binding; heparin binding.